This is a messenger RNA of Cajanus cajan (pigeon pea), 1469 nucleotides long. RefSeq names its product cysteine proteinase1. The record is from RefSeq and is a predicted model, not a curated record. Gene Ontology annotation, biological process: proteolysis. NCBI's taxonomy places the organism in Eukaryota, Viridiplantae, Streptophyta, Magnoliopsida, Fabales, Fabaceae. Gene Ontology annotation, molecular function: cysteine-type peptidase activity.
CACCACUCAUUCAUCGAUAUUCAAUACCCUUCAAAUAUUAAACAAUUUUCUCCCCUCUCCACUUCUCUAUAUAAACUCGCCACUCCCUCGUUCUUCCCAUCAACAAAACCCUUUCAUCUUCCUUCACAAACUCUCCUCUUCCAAACACCAACCAUGUCCACAAUAAUGUCCAUCAUACCCACCUUGCUCUUUCUUUCCUUCACCUUGUCAUUGGCCUCGGACAUGUCCACCGACAACGAGGUCAUGGCCAUGUACGAGGAGUGGCUGGUGAAGCACCAAAAAGUGUACAACGCGUUGGGAGAGAAGGACAAGAGGUUUCAUGUUUUCAAAGACAACCUAGGAUUCAUUCAAAACCACAACGCUCAGAACCACACGUACAAACUCGGGUUGAACAAGUUUGCUGAUAUCACUAACGACGAAUACCGUGCCAUGUAUUUGGGCACCAAGAGUGAUGCCAACCGCAGAGUCGUCAAAGCUAAGAAAACCGGUCACCGGUAUACCUACGACGCCCGUGACCGGUUGCCGGUGCAUGUGGAUUGGAGGUUGAAGGGUGCAGUUGCUCCAAUCAAAGAUCAGGGAAGUUGUGGAAGUUGUUGGGCGUUCUCAACAAUAGCCACAGUGGAAGCAAUAAAUAAAAUAGUGACAGGAAAGUUUAUGUCGUUGUCAGAACAAGAGCUUGUGGACUGUGACAGAGCCUACAAUGAUGGAUGCAAUGGUGGUCUCAUGGACUACGCAUUCCAAUUCAUCAUUGACAAUGGUGGCAUAGACACAGACAAAGAUUAUCCAUACCGGGGCAUUGAUGGCAUUUGUGAUCCAACUAAGAAAAAUGCUAAGGUAGUGCAAAUUGAUGGGUUUGAGGAUGUUCCAUCAUAUGAUGAGAAUGCUUUAAAGAAAGCUGUGGCUCACCAACCCGUAAGCGUUGCUAUUGAGGCCUCUGGCAGGGCUUUGCAACUCUAUCAAUCAGGUGUGUUUACUGGUAAAUGUGGGACAAGGUUAGAUCAUGGUGUGGUCGUUGUUGGAUAUGGCUCUGAAAAUGGUCAGGAUUAUUGGCUGGUGAGGAAUUCAUGGGGCACUGGAUGGGGUGAAGAUGGCUAUUUCAAGUUACAGCGCAACGUGAGAGGCAUUUCCACGGGGAAGUGUGGAAUUGCAUUGGAGGCCUCUUACCCGGUCAAGAAUGGCCAAAACUAUGCAGUUUCUGAUUCUGCUCAUGAAAACACUCAAGUGUAUAUUAGCAGUGCUUGAAAUACGUUUGGAAUUGGGAAGAGGGACAAAUGCUUAAGUUGCAAGAAAGUGAUGCUUAUGUUACCUUAAAUGUUGCUAUUUACUAUGCCUGUUAGGCUGUUCUUGUACAUAGAUUUCUUCAGGUGAAAACUGAACCUGAAUAUCAAUUUGUACUGGUUUUCACUCAUUGUUAUUCCAUUUGAAUGCUUAAUUUGAAUUAUCCUUAUGCUAGUUAUAAUUCUGAUACA